ACUGAGCCCCGAGAGACACCCGCCGCUGCCGCCGUGUCCCCGGCGCCCCGAGAGCCGAGCGGCGAUGGAUGGAGGCGGCGGGCGGCAUCGCCGGUGGUCCGGAGGGCGCCGGGCGUGCUGAAGGACAGAGGUUUGGUCCUCUCCUCCUCCUCUUUGUCCCCCCGCCUUCUCCCUCAUCCCGUCCGUCCUGAAUGUGAUUUAUCCCGAGCCCUCGCCGACGAGCCAGGCCGGCGGCGCGGGGUGGCCCGAUGGCUGCUCGCGGGAGAGGCGGGCGCGGGGCCCGGGGCCACCGUGCGGGUGGGCGGCAGCGGCUCCGCGCGGGCAUCGCGCUGCUGCUGCCCGUGCUGGCGGCGGCGGCCGGGCUGAGCCUGCAGCCGGGCAGGAUGCGGCACCUGGGCGUCUGCCCCAACCAGCUGAACCCCAACCUAUGGGUGGAUGCCCAGAGCACCUGCGAGCGGGAGUGCCAGGCCGACCAGGACUGCGAAGACUUUGAGAAGUGCUGCACCAACGUGUGUGGGCUGCGGAGCUGCGUGGCCGCGCGCUUUGCCGACGGCAGCGUUCCGGCGCUGGCGCCCGCCGCCUCCUGCGAGAGCUUCGUGUGCGCGCAGCAGGGCUCCGACUGCGACAUCUGGGACGGGCAGCCCGUCUGCAAGUGCAAGGACCGCUGCGAGAAGGAGCCCAACUUCACUUGCGCCUCCGACGGCCUCACCUACUACAACAAGUGCUACAUGGACGCCGAGGCGUGUUUGCGCGGCACCCGCCUCACCACCGUGCCCUGCAAGCACAUCUUCACCUGGCCCGACACCAGCCCCGUGCCGCAGGAGACCACGGCGCGCCCCACGCCGGGCGUCGGCCCCGAGGUGCCGGUGCCCCCCGCGCUGUACACCAACCCCUUCCACCAGUCCGUGCGCGCCGGCGGCACCGUCAGCUUCCGCUGCGACGUGAGCGGCCGCCCGCAGCCCGACAUCACCUGGGAGAAGCAGAGCGAGCGGGAGGAGAACUUCAUCAUGCGGCCGGACCAGAUGUACGGCAACGUGGUGGUCACCAACAUCGGCCAGCUGGUCAUCUACAACGCCCGCCACGAGGACGCCGGCAUCUACACCUGCACGGCCCGCAACGCCGCCGGGCUGCUCCGCGCCGACUUCCCGCUGUCGGUGCUCAGGCGGGAGCCGGGCGGGACCCCGCGCACCGGCAGCCCCCAGCCCUUCCCCAGCGCCGAGUGCCUGAAGGAGCCGGACCGGCGGCGCUGCGAGCCCACGGAGGUGCGCUGGCAUUUCGAUGCCAAGCAGGGCUCCUGCCUCACCUUCCGCUACGGCGGCUGCGGAGCCAACAGGAACCACUUCGAGACGUACGAGGAGUGCCGAGCCGCCUGCCUGGGCAGCGCCCGCCCCACCUGCCUCCUGCCCAUGGUGCAGGGGCCCUGCCAGAACUGGGAGCCGCGCUGGGCGUACAACCACCUGCUGAAGCAGUGCCACUCCUUCGUCUACGGCGGCUGCGAGGGCAACACCAACAACUUCGAGAGCAAGGAGACGUGCGAGGACGUGUGCCCCUUCCCCAAGAGCCUGCAGUGCAAGGCCUGCCGCCUGAAGAGCAAGAUGGUGCUGAGCCUCUGCCGCAGCGACUUCGCCAUCGUGGGGCGGCUCAUGGAGAUCGUGGAGGACCAGGACUCCGGCAUCGCCCGCUUCGCCCUCGAGGACGUCCUCAAGGAUGAGAAGAUGGGCCUCAAGUUCUUCAACAUCAAGUACCUGGAGGUGACCUUGACCGACAUGGACUGGAGCUGCCCCUGCCCCAACAUGACGGCGGAGGACGGGCCCCUGAUCAUCAUGGGCGAGGUGCACGACGGAAUGGCCACGCUGGACCCCAGCAGCUACGUCCGGGCAGCCAACGACAAACGGGUGAAGAAGAUCUACGAGCUGAUGGAGAAGAAAACCUGCGACCUCCUGAACCGCUUCCAGGACUAGGGGACAGCCAGGAUGUGCCGACGGGGGGAGCUGCAGACACAGCACGGAGGGGGCAGCCUGAGGGAGCCCCCGCACCAGUGCCUGUGUUUAGAGGUUACCACUGUCAUGUAGCUCCCCCAACCCCAUGCUGAGCAACAGAGCAGCUCCCACCUCCACUGUAAUUUAUCUGCCGCAUGUUUCCCCCACCGUGUGACCCCCCCCCCCCCGCCCCCAGCCUGUCCAGGAGCAAUAGAGAACUGAGUUGGGUUGCAGAGGGGUGGGAGAUCUGCCAGGACAACCCCACUCAUAAAAUCUUCCCACCUCACCAAAGCCUCUGGGCCCAGUGUAACACCCCUGGUGCUGGACCUGAGCCUUUCCUUGGUGCUGGAGGUGGAACUGGGGACCCCCCACCCCCAGUGUUUGUGCUGAAAACAUCAGGGAGCUGCUGAGGUGUGGAGGGCAAAGCCACAGGGUUUAUUGGGGGGCAGCAGCACAAUCCUGGGGAGGGGAAGGGCAACAUCAUCAACACAGGAAAUGGAGCAAGG
Molecule: messenger RNA, 2485 nt
Organism: Oenanthe melanoleuca
Lineage: Eukaryota; Metazoa; Chordata; Aves; Passeriformes; Muscicapidae
Gene: WFIKKN1
Product: WAP, follistatin/kazal, immunoglobulin, kunitz and netrin domain containing 1
Exons: 2
Coding region: 249-1961 (570 amino acids)
Biological process (GO): negative regulation of transforming growth factor beta receptor signaling pathway
Cellular component (GO): extracellular region
Molecular function (GO): receptor antagonist activity; serine-type endopeptidase inhibitor activity; transforming growth factor beta binding
Source: RefSeq, a predicted model, not a curated record